AUGAGCGUGUCCAAAGAAUUCUGCCAGCAGAAUUUUGUAUUGUUCCGGCUGGGACUCGACAUUCAGACCCGGCUGCGUGCUCCCCAACGUGACGAGACUCGCACUGAGUACCUGCGAUACAUCGAGGAAAACAACAGCGUUCUCGUCGCCGUGGCACGCAAGCGGUAUCCAGACGUCGUUCCGCGAAAGCAUGACCUUCGAGACAAAAAGGACAACAAGAACGACAAGGACGACUCUCGCAAGUACGAGAGCUUUCGAGGCAAGCACAGUUCUCGCGGCUAUAAGGAUAGUCGCUCCCGUGACAAGGAUCGCGAUAAGGAUCGCGAUAGGUACCGGAGCAAGCAUCGCGACAAGGAUCGCGACAGGGACCGCGACGGACACCGCGAGAAGGACCGCUCCUACAAGCGAGACGACCGCGGCAAGGACUACAAGCGAGACGAUCGCCGCGACCGACGAAAUGACCGCGGCAAAGAUUAUAAGCCCCACGAUGGAGACCGCGACCGAGACCGCGAUGGAGACCGCGGUCGAGACCGCGUCCACAACAUCGAGUCCGACGCACGGGAGAGCGACGGAGACGACUCGGGUGAUAAACCCUACGAGAGUGACGGAGGUGCCUCGCUCUCGGACGACGACGCCUACAACGUCGCGGAUCACUACACCGAGUCACACUUGCAAAACCUGCGGAGUGACGACCCCAUCGCGCAACCUCCUUUUCGCGCACCUCGCGUCUUGUCCUGGAGCCCCUGUCUACCAAACGACGGAGGAUGA
Gaeumannomyces tritici R3-111a-1 is the source of this 768-nucleotide messenger RNA. RefSeq lists its product as hypothetical. The transcript has 2 exons. The record is from RefSeq and is a predicted model, not a curated record. Lineage: Eukaryota; Fungi; Ascomycota; Sordariomycetes; Magnaporthales; Magnaporthaceae. The coding region runs from base 1 to 768 and encodes 255 amino acids.